AUGGCUUCCGUAAUUGAGAAUAUCAAUGUGAACAAUUCCGAGGAUGAUUCAGAUGCACCAGUUGAAGUUACAACAAAAACAUCGAAAACAAAAACAAGAAAGAAAAAAACUGUAAAGCGUCGAGUUAAAUAUACACUUGCAACAGAAGAAGAUAAUGAAUUAAAUGAAAAACAUGUCGAUGAAGAAUCUGCUCUUACACAUUUAGUUUUUGGAGAUGAUGAUGAUUAUCUUGAAGAAUUAACAUCAGCAGCUGGAAAAGAUAAACCGAUCAAAACAAAAAAACCAACAACUGACUCGAAAAGAGCAGCUUGGGUUGAUAGUGAAGAAGUAACGGAAGAAAUUGUUCGUGAACCAAAUUUCAACCAGAUGGUUCCACGAAAACGUCGAAAAAUUACAACAGGAGAAUAUGAAACAAAACUUAAAUUCGAAUAUGAACGUGUUAUGGGUCGACCAUCAUGGGCUGAAAAAUUAUUAAAUAAAAAUCCUGAUGCUGAUGAUAGUGAUGAAGAAUUAUUUCGUCGUACGGGUAAUUAUUUAACUAAAUCAACUGUAUUAAGAGCUGGAACAAUUGAUUGUUUACGUUGUGCUGAUUUUAAACAUGAUGUUGCUCAUUCUAAAAUGUUAAGAUCAGUAGAAUUUCAUCCAACUGCACGAAUACUUCUUACAGCUGGACGUAGUCAAUAUUUAAAUUUAUUUCAAGUUGAUGGAAAGAAAAAUGAACGUAUUCAAUCACUUUUCUUUGAUAAAUUUUCUAUUGAUACAACUCGAUUUACUAAAGAUGGCAAUCAAGUUAUAGUUACCGGUGAUAGAAAUUUUUUCAAAGUAUUUGAUAUGAUCGAAGGAAAAAUCAUGCAAAUACCAAUGAUGAGAGGAUUUGAAGAACGUUUGGGAAAAUUUGAAGUAAGUCCUGAUGGAUCUUUAAUCGUAUUUAUGAAUCGAAAUGGUCAAUUACAUUUUGUAUCUGCAAAAUCAAAAGAAUUAAUUGACACUACUCAAAUUUCUGGAAAUAUUAACAGUAUUACAUUUCGACAUGAUAGUGAAUUAAUGUUUGCUUCCGGAGAUGAAGGCAUUGUUACAGUAUUUGAUGUUCGUCGACGAGCAGCUAUACAUCGUUUUAUUGAUGAUGGUAGUUAUUCAACAACAAGUAUGUGUGUUUCAUCCAAUCAACAAUAUUUUGUUACAGGUCAAAAAAGUGGUAUUGUGAAUGUUUAUUCUUAUGAUGAUGUUAUGAAAAAUGGUGAACCAAAACCAAUAAAAUAUUUAAAAAAUUUAACAACAUCAAUACAAAAUGUUAAGCUAAAUGCAAGUUCAGAAUUAUUAGCAAUUAAUUCAUACCAUCUUUCAAGAGCAGUUCGAUUAGUUCAUAUGCCAACAUUAACUGUUUAUGAAAAUUUUCCCGAAUUUCAUGAUAAAAAAAUUCAAAUUGUCAAUGGACUAGAUUUUUCACCGAACAGUGGUUUUCUAACUUUAGGCAACAAUAAUGGCAAAGUGCUUUUAUAUCGUCUUAAGCAUUUUAGUACUUAUUAA
Adineta steineri is the source of this 1527-nucleotide messenger RNA. Lineage: Eukaryota; Metazoa; Rotifera; Eurotatoria; Adinetida; Adinetidae. The record is from the annotation of a GenBank genome assembly.